AUGGGGGAUAUGAAAACCCCAGACUUUGAUGACCUGCUAGCCGCCUUUGACAUCCCUGAUAUGGUCGAUCCCAAGGCGGCCAUAGAAUCUGGUCACGAUGACCAUGAGGGACAUCUCAAGCAUAACGUCCACCACGAAGAGGAUACCCACGUUCCCUCAGCUCCAGACGUUGGUGUCAGUGUCAUUGUCAAGAAUGUUCGAAACAUUGACACAAAUGAUCACUCGCUCUCGGACAAGGACAUCCAUCCCUCAGUUGGCAAUGGGCUGCACAAUGGUAUCUUAACCAUGUCGCCCAGUGACAGGUUUGGUAAAGAUGGUGGCAAGCUCCAGAGAGGUGAAGGCCAUGGGCUAGCAGUCAACAACUCUACAUUCAACCAGUUCAGCCCCAUCUCAAGUGCUGAAGAGUUUGAUGAUGACGAUAAGAUUGAGGUAGAUGAUCCUUUGGACAAGCAAAAUAAUUUAACGUGUUUCAGGCCAAAUCCCCUAACAGGACUUUCCUCCAAGCGAGAAGACACAACCUCACACCCCUUGAAAGCCAACAUGGUAGAUGGUAUGUCUAAGCCAGGGACUAACGGUGACUUCGAUCAUUCUAAAGUUGAAAUCAAAAGCACUAAUAACGGUACUCUUAGUGGCUCAAACGUGUAUGUGCCCCCAAAGCCAAGGAAAGUGGAAGAGCAACCAAAAGAGGUGACUCCCAAGUCUUCAGAGAGUAAGGAGGCCGGAGAACAAGCUGUGGCGCUGAAUGUAACCAACCUCUCCCAGGCCAAAGCCAAGUCAUCAGCCAAACUCUCCUCCUGCAUUGCUGCAAUAGCUGCCCUCAGUGCAAAGAAAGCCACCACCGACUCUGCAGUCACAGAACCUGUCAGUACCCCUCGAGAUUCACCAAAAGAGGCAAAAGAAAGCCCUAAAGUUAUUGAGAAACCUUCUGAGCAGGAUUCAGCCCUGGAACUUGCUAAGAAGAUGUUGUCCAAACAGCCUGAGAGUCCCUGUAGCGUUACCAGUGAAAGCAGCAGCAAAGGGUCUCCCUUAUCUCCUACAGGAUCAAUUCCGGUUAUCCCCAAAGUCCGUAUCAAAACAAUUAAGACAUCCUCAGGUCAGAUCAAACGAACAGUUACUCGGGUGUUGCCAGACUUUGACCCCGAAGGUUUGAAGAAAGCUGGUGAUUCAGCUUCCAUUGUUGUCUCAUCCCUUCUGUCUUCACCAACCUCAUCAUCUGUUUUCUCUUCCCCUACCCGUCCUACACUACCCACCACAGUGGUGGCGACCUCUGCUGGCUCGAUGGAGGUCACCAAGCAAAUGACGAUCAAGCCUGUUGCCACUGCUUUCCUACCUGUUUCAGCAGUUAAGACAGCAGGAUCCCAGGUAAUCAACCUGAAACUGGCAAAUAAUACCACGGUGAAAGCUACAGUCAUACCUGCAGCUUCAGUGCAGAGUGCCAGCAGUGCCAUUCUCAAAGCUGCUAAUGCCAUUCAGCAGCAGACCGUCAUGGUGCCUGCUUCUAGUUUGGCCAAUGCCAAACUCGUGCCAAAGACUGUCCACCUUACAAAUCUAAACCUCCUUCCCCAGUCCACAUCUGCCACAGACCUGCACCAGGUCUUGUCCAAAUCCCAGCAGCCCAUCAAGCAGACUGUGAUGGCCAGUCCUCCCCCGAAGAAAGUGUCCCGAGUGCAAGUACUGGCAAGCUCACAGAGCUCAGUGGUUGAGGCCUUUAACAAAGUUCUCAGUAGCAUUAACCCUGUCCCAGUAUACGUUCCAAACCUCAGCCCUCCUUCAGCAGCCUGUAUCUCCCUCCCUUCACGUGGCUACAAAUGUCUAGAGUGUGGUGAUUCAUUUGCCCUGGAAAAGAGCCUCACGCAACACUACGACCGCAGGAGUGUCCGUAUCGAGGUCACUUGCAACCACUGCGCAAAGAACCUGGUCUUUUACAAUAAGUGCAGUCUGCUUUCCCAUGCCAGAGGACACAAGGACAAAGGAGUUGUCAUGCAGUGUUCUCAUCUUAUUCUAAAACCCAUCCCUGUGGAUCAGAUGAUCUUAGCCCCCUCAGUAACCUCCCCCUCUCCCAGUCCUGCUUCAUCCCAUGGUUGUACCACAGGAAAUAGCCAAGGGAAGAGCAACCCAACCACUGUGAUCUCUGCACCUUCUACUGCCCCUGUGGUAGCUGCUAUGCCACUAGAUGAGGAUGCAUCAAGGCUCUGCAGGCAUAGUCUCAAGUGUUUGGAGUGUAACGAAAUGUUUCAGGAUGAGUCUUCUCUUGCCAUGCACUACCAGCAGGCUGCAGAGUCAAAUGGACAGAAAACCUGCACCAUCUGCCAAAUGUUACUGCCAAACCAGUGCAGUUUUGCCUCACACCAGCGCAUCCAUCAACAUAAAUCCCCAUACAUUUGCCCAGAGUGUGGAGCCAUCUGCCGGUCUGUACACUUCCAGUCCCACGUUACCAAGAACUGCCUACACUACACUCGCCGAGUGGGAUACCGCUGUGUUCACUGUAGUGUGAUCUUUGCUGAUGUUGCUGCUCUGAAGUCACACAUUCAGGGCUCCCACUGUGAGAUCUUCUACAAAUGCCCCAUCUGCCCUAUGGCUUUUAAAUCUGCCCCAGGCACCCAUUCCCACGCCUACACACAACAUCCCGGAGUGAAAAUUGGGGAACCCAAGCUGAUCUACAAAUGCUCCAUGUGUGACACCGUUUUUACCCAGCAAACCUUGCUCUACACCCACUUCGACCAACACAUAGCCAAUCAGAAAGUGUCAGUCUUCAAGUGUCCGGAUUGCUCUAUGCACUACGCUCAAAAACAGCUUAUGUUAGAUCACAUAAAGUCCAUGCAUGGCACCUUGAAGACAGUUGAAGGUCCUCCAAAUUUGGGAAUCAACCUUCCUCUCAGCACCAAACCAACCAAUGCUAUGUCUCCCAGCCCCAACAGCAAGGAAGGGGCUUCACUCAACGGUAGCAUGGAGAAGAGUGAUAAAAAGCCUCCUUCUCCACUGAAGAAGACCAGCAAUGGUACUGAACUUCUUAAAAAGCCCCCCUCUCCUGGUUGGACGUGUCGAGAAUGCGACCGCCUUUUCACCCAGAGAGAGGUCUUUAUUGCACACAUGAAGAGGGAGCAUGGCAAGCAACUGAAGAAGCAUCCGUGUCGUCAGUGUGAUAAGUCUUUUAGCUCCUCCCACAGUCUGUGCAGACACAACAGGAUCAAACACAAAGGUGUACGCAAGGUCUACUCCUGCCCACAUUGUCCAGAUGCCAGUCGGACUUUCACGAAAAGGCUGAUGUUGGAAAAACACAUCCAACUCAUCCAUGGUAUUAAAGAUGCAGAGGGAAAGGCUGGAACAGAAAUGAACAAUAUGGAGGAGUCUGUAGACAAAGAACAGGUUCCAAGCCCAAAACGUAAGCUGCAAGAAGAGGUCGGGGGGUUUCACAGUCAACUUUCAAGGGGCUCGACAGGGCAGCCCAUGAAGAAGUUAAAGAUCAACGUAUUCAAAGUACACAAGUGUGCCGUGUGCAAUUUCACCACCGAUGACAUCAUGCACUUUCACGAGCACAUACCCCAGCACAAGACUGACGGCUCAUCCUACCAAUGCCGCGAAUGUGGCCUGUGUUACACAUCCCACCAUUCGCUGGCCCGCCACCUCUUCAUCGUUCAUAAGAUGAAGGAGCCUCAGGGCCUGGGCCGACACAACGGCCAACAAGAGAACAAUCCGACCCCCGAGGAGGGGCCUGCGGAUGGGAUACCCGAAACAAAGUGCAAAGUGUGUGCCAAGACGUUUGAGACUGAAGGAGCCUUGAACACACACAUGCGGACACACGGCAUGGCCUUCAUUAAGUCAAAGAGACAAAGCGCGGUGGAGAAAUGAGAGCGAAAGAGUGAA
Molecule: messenger RNA, 3864 nt
Organism: Chanos chanos (milkfish)
Lineage: Eukaryota; Metazoa; Chordata; Actinopteri; Gonorynchiformes; Chanidae
Gene: znf532
Product: zinc finger protein 532
Exons: 9
Coding region: 1-3849 (1282 amino acids)
Source: RefSeq, a predicted model, not a curated record